ACCAGCCCGCCUCCACACGCAAAACCAAUGAUGAAUUAAGAUUCGUUCUUGAUUUUUCUCAGUCUAAAACAAGUGUAUGUAAUUCAGGAGGAAAAAUCAAUGACAAUCAAGCAACUAGUAGUACAAUAAUAAAGUUAGAGGACACGCCAUCAAAGCAACAUAUGCAUUAUAGAGUUCCAGAUCUUGUUCUGAUAUGCAGUAAAUAAAGGACUACUGUCACGGAAGAUUUAGCAUUCUAGACCAAACAUGUAGUCACAAAUAAGGUCUUCAUUAGACCAAAUAUCAAGUUGGUUUGUAGGUCUCUCUCUCUCUCUUAUAGAGAAACUACGACUACUAACUACACCCCAAAUAAUAAGGACGAGGUGUCUGUCUCUCUUGUAGAGAAACCACAACUAGCAAAUAGUAGGUCUGUGUUGUAGACGAGAAUUUCUCUCUAAUCGGAGGUCCCGCAAAAAGGGAAAGGUAAAAGUGCACAAGCCAGAGCUGUUUUUACUCCGACCACCCCUCGCACGCCAAGAGCCAAAGUCUAUACGCAGAGAAUCUACGAUGACUUCUUAUGGCCGCGGCUCCUGAGAUGUUCCUUUCGUGCUGUUGAGAGAACAUAGUAAGCAUAGCUGUCUUACGGUUAUUUAGAAGGACUUCUAACUCCGAAUUACGAUGAGACGUAUCCAGAGGAUUACGGGCAGUUUGACAUCUACGGCCGAGCACCAGCAGUGCAGUAUGAUCACAAGAAUAAGCGCCCACCGGGUCGUGGCUAUCCCGAAGGACCAGCGGAGAAAUACUACAUGAUUGGUCCCGAUGAGACCUACAUUAUGGCCCACGACUACAUUUAUACAUUUGAUAUCCUGCACAGGAGGAGGAGUUGACGACACGCAUUCUGGUUCUGCACUUGUUGCAUGCUUGAUUCCAGUCACCUGCAUAGGCACGUUGGUGACACGCCUCAUGUCUAUUUUUCUCAUUUCUCUCAGAGGUGAAGAGGUUGGUGCCUUUGGGAGAAGCUGUCAGUGUGAAUAAGAGGAAGAUGAACCGAAGAACUGAACGAUAGAACUAAGAUUGGUUAACUAAGUAAGUCCUUUGCUGUCUGUGUCUUGACUCCGGUCAUGAUCACACUCAGAGUUGAGCAUGUUAAUUGAUUAUUUGAAACGGGAGAACGCACCUACUCUAACUACACCUACGAACCAGACGUGUAUGGUCCUUCCUACGAUAUUUCGCCAAGCUCCGAUGUUAUGGCAGGCUUUGUAAUAUAUAAGAUGGUCAAAGCACUAAAUAAAACAACCGGUUAGUUUUUACCUCUAGAGAUCUAGCCCUUUCAACAAUAUAUAAGAUGGCUUUAUAAUUAAUACCGCCCACGUGCCCCCGGCGUGUACACACGCCGGGGCAGGGCGGAAGGGUCUGGCAAAUGCUACGAGUUACAUAAAAUCCAUACGGCCUACCGGCGUGCUACGAAUUACGUAAAGAGUUGCGGGCUAUGGAAUAAGCAAAGCAGCUCCGCGCUACAAGCUACUACGUGCUACAUAAACCCCCACCCUGGCAGCACCCGAAACGCCCAAAAGGAACUACUUCGAACGAAUGAGGCAAACGGGUAACCAAAUACAUACGCCGAGAGUCAAAUCCUUGAGCAGAUCACUCCAGGCCUGCUGUUUUCGGUUCUCAGCGUAGUGGCUGGGCGAAGCACUGCAGUCGACUCCGCUCACCGUGAGAACCUCACGCGCCCCCUGGCCCGGGUUUUGGGCGUGGGUCCCCUACUCUUGGAGUGUGUUGCGUCUCCGGCUGGCAUGGCAGUGUCACGAGGGGGGCCCCAGGCUUGUCGCUUUCGGUUCUCCGCAUAGUGGGCGAAGCACUACGCCCGACUCCGCUCACCCUGAGAACGUCUACCGUGGAUCUUUUCCGUGGAGAGAACUAGGGGGCGGCCCCGUUCUACUCUCGGCCUGUUUGCGGGGUUUUACUCUUUGCGCCGUUUUGGGUUUUCCAUCCAAAUCACGCAGCUUUAUGGUGUCGCGUUGCUGCCUACGUUUCAGCUGCUUCGCGUUUGCUCUCUGUGAGCCAUUUACCCUCCCAAGCUUACGGCGAGUUGCGCUCUAUCGCUUAGCUUCCCUAUCUGCUUCCGGCUUUCUCGAGAGGUGUGGGCAUGCGUCAUCUCAAGGUUUUGAUCUAAGUGAACAAGAACAACGCCACGUGAGCAGUGCUGUGCGGCUUUCAUGUGCUUGGGCGAUGCAAUCUGUGAGCCGCUUGAGCUUUCUGAUCAGAAAGCAGGCCCAAGCCUAUGGGCUUGCUGGUUACUUAUGGCUUACUCGAGAGGCCUUGUCCUUUGCGCCCAUUCUUUUCUGAUCCAAAAAGCGCAGCGCGAUGAAGUUGCUGCGUACUUGUGAGUUGUGAGCUGCUUAAGAGGUCCCACCCUUUGGCUCAGUUCAAGACCCUCACCCAAACGGCGCAACGCUGUGAAGCUGCUGGCCCUUUUGACUUGCUGGGAAGGUCUCACCCUCUGACCCAGCGCAGGCACCCUACCCAAAAGGCGCAGCUUUAUGAAGUUGCUGCCUACUUUUGAGUGACCUGCUUGAAAGGUCUCGGCUUUUGACUCUGCUCAAACCUCCCACCCGAAGAGCGCAGCUGUAUGAUUUUGCUCUCUACUUUUGACCUGCUUGAAAGAAAGGCCCCAGCCUUUCAGUCAGCUCACUCAGAGGUCUUCCACAAUCAAAAGGCGCAACUUUAUGAAAUUGCUCCCCACUUUUGACCUGCUGGAAAGGUCUCGCUCUUUGGCCCAGAUCUGGCCAGCUUGGUUAUUCAAGGCGCGCAGCUUUAUGGAAUUGCUGCCCACUUUUGACCUGCUUGAAAGGUCCCACCUUUUGACCAAGCUCGGGCAUCCUAUCCAAAAAGCGCAACGCCAUGGGGCUGCUGUCUGCUUUUGGCUUGGCUUGCUUGAGAGGUCCCGCCUUUUGCCUUUCUUUGCUCAGGCUCCUUGCUCAAAAAGCGCAAUCUACUUCAUGAAGCUGCUGCCUACUUUUGGCCUGCUCGUAAGGUCCCGCGCUUUCACUCGGUCAAGUCAGGCGCCUUACUCAAAGAGCGCAACUCUAGGAAAUUGCUGCCCACUUUUGACCUGCUUGAAAGGUCCCACGUUUUGACCCAGCUCAGGCCACUCAGGCAUCCUAUCCGAAGCGCGCAGCUUUAUGCGAUUGCUGUCGUCUACUUUUGGCUUGCUUGAAGGGUCCCACCUUAUCACUCUGCUCCAGCCUCUUAUGCAAAGCGCGUGGCUUUAUGCGUUUCCUGUCUAUUUUUGACCUGCUUGAAAGGUCCCACCCUUUGACCCAGCUCGGGCCCCUUAUCCAAAGAGCGCAACGCUAUGAAGUUGCUGCCUCCUUUUGAGCUGCUUGAAAGGUGUCGCCCUUUGACUUAGCUCAGACCUGUUAUCCAAAGAGCGCAGCUCUAUACCGUUGCUGUCUGCUUUUGAGCUGCUUGAAAGGUCUCACCCUUUGACGCCGCUCAGACUCCUUAUCCAAAAAGCACAACUCUAUGAGAUUGCUGUCUACUUUUGACCUGCUUGAAAGGUCUCACCCUUUGAGCCAGCUCAGACCUCUUAUCCAAAAAGCACAACUUGAUGAGAUUGCUGUCUACUUUUGAUCUGCUUGAAAGGUCCCACCCUUUGAGCCCGCUCAGACUCCUUAUCCUAAAAGCGCAAACUUAUGGGAUUGCUGUCCACUUUCGAGGUGCUUAAAAGGUCCCAGCCUUUUAGUUUGAGCCAGCUCAGACUUCUUAUCCAAAAGGCGCAGCUUUAUGAAGUUGCUGUCUACUUUUGACGUGCUUGAGCGGCCCCAUCCUUUGAGUCAGCUCAGACUUCUUAUCCAAAAGGCGCAGCUUUAUGAAGUUGCUGUCUACUUUUGACGUGCUUGAGCGGCCCCAUCCUUUGAGUCAGCUCGAAAUCCUUAUCCAAAGCGCGCAGCUUUAUGAAGUCGCUGUCUACUUUUGACCUGCUUGAAAGGUCUGACCCUUUGAGCCAGCUCAGGCGCCUGAUCCAAAAAGCACGCAGGUGCCAACUUGCUCAGCGUAUAGCUGCUGGGUGCUUGCCUCUGUUUGCAUUUCUUUGUUUGCAUGUGGGUCCUUUUUGUAGCACAUACGCAGACGCAGCGGAUUUUCUUCAUGAGAUGACUGGCCCCAGGCUGAGGCGCUUCGCUCUUCGUUUAUUUUUGUCCAUGCAGCGCAGUCCUUGGCCUGUGCUGUUGGUUCAGGGUUUUGAGGUACUGCCGAAAGCCUUAGCAGGAGCAGAAUCGCGGGAAAGUUGUACUCAAAAACGCGGCAUUUUUACGGCGCGAGAUGUAUACAUCUAGCCCGUACAUCUUUCCAAUGAUUUCCGUACAUCUCAAAAAAGUGGAAUUUUGGAAACCUACUAUGAAUCGCCCCGGUGUAUGUACAUCUCAAGAGUACAUCUUUCCCGUGAUUUACGUAUAAGAUAUAUAUCUCGAGAUAUAUAUCUCAGACGUAUACAUCUCACCCGUACAUCUUUGCCAUGAUUUGCGUACAUCUCAAGCCGUAAGCUCACUCCUGUUUAGCAUUCAAAGUAAGUUUUGGUUUAUAAUAUAGAUAAUUAUAGUAUAUGUAAAAAUCUCUAAAUCAUGAAAUCUUUAUUUUGAGUGCAGCUUGAGAUGAGGGACAAUAUAUACAUCCGAAGCACAGCACAUGAAUCAAGAUCUUAGGCAGGAUUGAUGGUUCUACUUGUCUACUUCUAAGAAUAGAAGCCGGCGGGACCGGGAACCGAAGCCGGACCACAUGCUCCUAGAGGAUGACGCCAACUGCACUUUUACUCCUGACUUAUGGCUUCGAACAAACUUCUAUUAAGUUGUCCUUAUCGUGAAAAAGAAUGUGGGACUCCUCUGUUGAUUCGAAUUUGUUUGUUGCCAUUCGCCUGCACUCGAUUACAAAAUAAAUUGAUAACCGGUCACUAAUACCCCCACCCUGUACUAGCAGGUUUUGUUCUUGUCCCUUGAUCGAACAGACUUUGCAUUAGCAGUAGACCAUACUUCUUGCAUUAGCAGUAGACUAUACUUCUAUCUGCUGUUGCCUACACUAUGAUACUUCAAAUCCACACGAUAUUUUGUACAACACUAGGUGGUAGUUGGGUACUGCGUCACCAUGGUGAAGAUCACAACUAAGCAUAAUCUGUAUGUGGACAUAAUUAUCAUGAAUCAUCAUGAAGUAGACGCUUUUUCGGCGUUUUCAUAGUCGUGAACGCUCACCUCCUCGAGGCGAGCCAAUCCCUACCCUACCCUAUCACCAUCAACAAGUUGUCUAAGCUACAUCGCAAGCAGUAAAAACCCGAAGUACCGGUUACCUAGCUUCGAGGAUCGACAAUCUGCUUACGCAGCACGUAGUGCAGAGAAGAAAAGACGCCUCAAGGAAAAACGAAACGACACCGAUCCUGGGGGAAGUACUAAUACCACCUUAGGUUUAUGCAUUGAGGAAGUACUUCUUAAAUACCACCUUAAUAGGUUUAUGUCCUUCUCAGUAUUUGUUUUUAUAAUCUCGUACGAUUCUGAUUUGCUGCACCUACAGGGGUUGUCUAUUACAUGCUCAGAGUCCAACGUUUACGUUGCCUAACCUCUUUCCUUCUGCAGAAGAAGUUCCCUGUUGGAGGUCGUGUCCAAGCACUCGAGGUCCUCUUUGCUCUAGUGUUUAUGAUCAUUACACGGAAGUAAGCCAUCGCAUAGUUGUACACCCCUUACUACCAAAUUUAGAUUUGCGGCGUAACCAAAGUUUUAGUCGUCCUGGCAAAGGACCUGUGGGACGCAGCGGAGGAGCAAACCUGUCAGAUGCGCAAGCUUUGGGCAGGUCUAUGCAUGAUAGUCAGGUUGCUCAUAAAGCCGAAGUCCUAGAAUACGUCAAAAAAAAGCAUGGCCUAACAGCAAACAAUGUUAUGACCAUGUUGAAUGAUGACCACGAAUUAAGUCUAAGUAAUAAAUGUGGUAUCAAUACUUCACAGCCUCUAUUUUGAAGCAGUUGUCACAAAUGUUCAGAGACAUACAUACAGUGAGGAUCCCAGCUACCCAUACAACCAACAACAACAAGUAGAUUAGCAUCCACAGCUCCUCAGCUCCUCAGCAGCCGCUAAAGUCUGCCACAUCGGAUGGUAGGCCCCAACCUAACCUAACCUAACCUAACCUAGCCUGUCACUAACAUACUUAUAUAUAAGCACACUAUAUGUCUUCAACGUAAAGAAACGAAGUGUGUUCUAAUCUCGAAGCAAUAGCGGAUGCUAAGGCUUGUACGUUUAAGCCGGAUCUGGGGAGAAGUCGGAAGAGUCUAGAACAGGUGCGUUCAACUUUCAUGGGGGAUCCUCCUGAAGCCGGACGUGAUCUCGUAGAAGAAAUAAAGGAACAUGGACGAAGGUAUAUUUAAGUCUUACUUUGAAUAACGAACUUUUUGUGAUCGAGCUGGUUAUGCUGAAGAUAAAAGAGUUAGGAGUUACUCGUCAAAGGAAAAGACUCUUUCACCAGUAGUGAAUGUGGCGUAAUGGCAAAUAGAGAUAUUAAGGGUUUAGAUUACGAGCACCAAUUUUUUCGAUCUCGAUUUUUUUCAACCACUAUGUGUAGCUGUCCCACUCAACUACAGGCAUGCCGGACGUAGGGAAAAGGGAAAGACACCAGCCGAGGAGGAGGUCACUUUUCACCCACGUGUGAAUCCGUUAAAGGCAGACAUGGAGUAUGCGAGAUCGUAUCUAGAGUUAUGAUUCAGGAGUUUUCUACUAGUAAUAAGAGGAGAGCUGUACUACAACAAUCAACAUCAACAAGCUUGAUCCGGUCAUUUAUUGGAACCCUUCUAACUCCAUCCGAUGUCUUCACCCGAUUGACGGAGGGCAUUUUGUACCGACAGGAACGAAUGGCUUCAGACGCUGCCAUGAUCCAGCAAAUUCGUGCUGACAACGACGAUAACGAGGCAUCGAAGUUUGCGGAUAUAAUAGGUCUUUAAUUUCUGGUGGACGUAAAAAUAGGUCUUUGAUUUCUUCUGGAUCUAAUAGGUGCUUAAUUUAUUAUCGUGGAUAUAAAAAAAAUAGGUCUUCUAGUUUCUACUUGGUUGGUUCGGAGGUACUAGGGUCAGCUUCCCUUGGCGUUUCGGAUAUUUUUUUGCUUAGACCCUAACCACAAAUAACUAAAAAAAACAAGCUAAAGGCGUAGGACCUCCUACCUCGUCCUAAAAAAACCUCCACAAAACAGAAGCAAGGCACGGACCCAGGGAAGAGGAAGGACCCAAUUGGUGGCGCAUCCAAAGGUUUCUGUGGCAUCAAAAUUUGUGCGAAGAAAGGAGGAACCUCAACAGAGAGGAUAUUCAGAGGAAAAUGUACUAGGAUUUUUGAUGUUUGUUAGAAUAAUUGGAACCAGAAAUAAGCUUGAUGUAGAAGUACACAACUCAUUUUCAAAUCCAUGAUGUGAGAACGAUUCUACUGGAGAUGACUGCAUUAGUUACUGGCAAUGCUAUUCCUUUUCCAUUUUAUAGUUGAUCGCAGUUACUGGCAAUGCUAUUCCUUUUCCAUUUUAUAGUUGAUCGCAGAAAUCUAGACAUCUCGUCAUUAUAUUUUUCUUAUUGGUUCUAUCUUUAUUCGUAUACAAAUAUUUCUAUUAGACUGGAUUCAACACCUGUUGAUCGAUACACAAUCACAGCGGCGGUGAUAUCGACCCGACGCCGUAUUUGAGUAACGAGAGCCGCAAGCUGGCGGAUAAAAUGUUAAGGUGCAAGCUGGGGGAUAAAAUGCUUGGUGCUUUUUCGUAACGAUACUAGACCCUGUAACUACUACUUUUACUACAAUCUCGUAAAUUACACUCUCUACUUCUACUACUUCAUCUUUCCAAGUUAGGGGUCUACCACAUCUUUCUUUCUUAGUUAGGCGGGCUCUACCACAGUAUCGAUUCAGUUUUUUUCAGUGUAACACCUCUUCUUCUAACACGGAUGAAGGAGGGCCGUCUCCAUGACGGGGUACCCAUAGAAUAUGCGGGAAGAGGAUCUGCGGCAACAGCACAGAAAAUGGAGGCCCUCGAAAAACAUCUCUACAGAGAAUGCAACUUCAGGCCUUACAUCAGCAACCAGUACUAUGACUACAGAUUAUUUAUAGUGCAGCAGCUACGGAGACUCGAUGGAAGUCCACAUUACAUCUUUACUCCAUAGAAAUACUGACUUUGAAAAGUCCUGGGUAUGAAUCUCAUUAUAGUGAAAAAUGAAUGACUAGGUAGUAGAAGACUUACUCUUUCAUACACUCCACCACGACCUCCAUCUUUUCGUGAAAAAUGAACACACCACCUCAUCAUAUGAUAUGUAACGACCAUAGAUACCUUCUUUUAUCUCUGUGAACGGUUUCACCGCCUCAUCAUGUAACGACACGUGACACAUAACACGACAUGACAAUAACUUCUGCUUCAUCUACGUCAAAAAAAGUGGACGGCGAGUCAACUCCUAUAUCCCAUCCUACUACAGGGCCCGCAAGUGCCAACGUAGUUUUGCGGAUUUAUAUAAUGAAGCAGAGAUCCGUAGACGGCGUGCGAUUGCGAGAGACUCGAUCAGCGCGCGAAAACUGGAUAAGGAGUGCACCUUCCAGCCGAAGAUCAGUGACUUUGCUUAAGGCUUUUUACACCAGGAAACACCCUAGUACUUUCUUCGUGAAAUAUUUCACUACUGUAAUAGUUCAAUACCAAAGUUGUAGACCAUAAUAAUUGAUUGUGCCCGAGGUGGUCAUAACUACAUCUCCUGAAGAUAGGAGGAAGAUCCUGUAAUCCAUCUUCAGAAGCAUCCUGCGGUCCCCUACAUCUUCAGAGAAGUCAUCCUAAAAGGCAAACAGGAUACAGCGAGUACAUCUUCCGAACAAGGAAGCAUCUCGAGCUGAGCUCCUCUCUCAUGAGAAAAAAGUAGCCUCAUGAAAAAAUAGCUCCGUGAUCUUCAGACACUCCGCGAAUCCUAUUAGGGUCGUGAGCUCUUCUAACUUGCGAAUACGCGAAAGAGCAAACUGAACACACGAGGACAUCUGGGAGAUUACUUUUAUGGCACUUGAAAAAAUGUAGAAAACUAGAUAUUUUUUCAUUGAAAUAGGUCGCUUAUCCUUCUGUUAUCCUUUUCAUAUCUCUUCUUGCAAUAGGUCUUCUAGUCUUCUACAAUGUUGUUUGUAUCUUUUUGUAACUCUGUCCGCCUUGAAAUACUUAGGUCUUGUUUUCAUGUACAGUAUCUAAGUAGUGUAUAAUCCCCUAGGUAUCUUCCUGUCAUUUAUCAUAGUUCCAGUGCUGUCUAUAGUCUAUAUCCUAGUUCUAGUACUGUCUCUCUGCUAGUUCUAACCUCAAGCCCAACUUGCCAAGAGAGAGGAAAUGUUGAAGAAGAGGCGCGAGCGAGACGAUGCCAAACAGGAAGAGCUCUUCAAAAAAGUACAUACUUUUCAACCGAAUCUGCUAAGCAAGCCUGGAACAAUGCCUGCUGUAUUUAAGACUGAUACCGUAUUAGUAAUUCAUCGUAAGUAGGACGAAGCAUCUUUGAUCCGAUUCAAUUUUAAAAGGAAAAAAUACAUUACUUAUGAAGAUGCUGAACAAACUUACUACUUCAGAAGAUGCUCGUACCCCAUGAAGAUGAAUUACUAUGGAGAGGUCAUCUAAUGUUCGUGCACGCGCUCUGAGCACAUUCAGACAGUAUAACGCGAUACAGGAUGAGAAACAGAGGGAGAAAGAGGCGGCGGAUAAGGAAAUAGCAGAGUAUCAAAGGAAGCAAUUCCUCAUGGCUCGGGGGGUUAUUCCUAACGAGCUGCGCGUGCAAGGUAAACUUUAAAAUUUCUUUCGAUAAUGUUAGCCAAUGAAGCUUGCUAGUUUUUCUGGCGGGCCCCCACCUAACCUAACCUAACCUAACCUAACCGAAGAACUUUUACUUCAUUCAAGUUCGACAUUCCAAUGCUCGGUUGUGCUGCAAAUCUUGAUUGGAUUUUGCCCGUAAAAUGGCGAAAGUUUAGGUCCAGCGACGCUCAAAGCACUUACAUAAACAGCCGGCUGGUUUUCCUCUUUCUACUCGUAGGCUAUGCAUCCUUUCUUGCAAGAACAUUCCAAUGCUACUUUCACAUUUUGUUAUACUACAAAAAUAUUUACUUAUCCAUAUAAAUAUGCUUAUCACCGCUCCAACUUGAAACAGAACGCGGUUCCCAUUCUCAGUCGCCUCUGGGGCAGAGGAUGGAUAAGGGUCGUAGUCCAGAGCAUAUGGCAGCUCUGCGUGAAGACCGGCAUCUGGGUGAAACCGAAGCCAAGCUCGCGGCGAAGAAAACUUGGGUUCCUUAUGGCUAGUACCGCAGUUCUUGCGACCUUCACAUCAUCACAAUAUCCAUGUACCUGUUUUCCUACCACAACGUUGCACUUGCAUCAUUCUUGGCUGCUAGUACCACACUUGCAUUAUUCUGUCAGGAUCAUUCUUGGCUGCUAGUAUCCCACUUGCAUCAUUCUGUGAGGAUCAUCCAUGGUCCUCGUUAUUUCUACUUGGAAAAGAAGCCAGGGUGGAUGUAUCUUCAAGAGAAUAUUAUCAUCCCUAAUUCCUUAACAACAGUCUACGCAGAUGCAGAUAAUGUUGGUGAUUAUUCCACGUAGAUGAAGAAGAUAAUGCCAAGUGGGAGUAUCACCAGGGGUUAGGGAUACGUCCAGGGAUACCAGUGUGAGCUAAAGAGUACUUAGAUCGGUCGCUCUCUCUAACUCUCUCAUCGUGGUUGGAUGACGCCAAGGUCCAAGGCGCGCUAUGAGCUCGAGACGUCGCGUAAUCCCACAAAGGUGGCUGCGGCGAGAAAAGUUUUAGCUGAAACAGUAGCGGCACAUGGCAUGAAACCUGAUGAUUAAGGCUAGUUGUGCGGAGAAUAAGAUGAUGAAUUUUUCGUACAGGAUAAGAUGACGAAUCACGCACUUCCAUCUUAUUCUUCCAUCCAGGAAGAAUAAGGUGAAUGCAUUGAUCAGAUCCCCAAAACAACAUACAUAUGUAUUUUUCGUAGAGAGAUAGUUUUUCUACAGGAAGGAACACAAAACCCCCCUUACUACAAUACUACAAGUAAGGCAUGAUCAUGUUCUUUUUGCAGGAAGAUAGCUUCUACUUCGUCUAACGUUCACACGCGCGAUUCUUAGCGAAUUCGGCGUCACCACCGAGAGCACGUUUGCGCGGCCUGAGGACGCGAGACCAGAUCGUGAACGCAGCCAGGGGUCGAAGGCGGAUGUUGUCGCCAGAACAACAAUUGUCCUUUGACAGAACACAUCGCAGUGUCAAGUUAUGAAAGGAUAUUUGAUUAGAUGAGUCCUCGUUUUCAGACGAGAGACAAAUCGUUCUGUGUGAAGACAAGUUUAAGUAGUCCGAGCAUAGAAUAAGUCGUAUUCCUUCUACUGAAGGAGUUGUUUAUUACAUAAUCAUUCCUAUUCCUAUUUCUUCUACAGAAGAAGACGUGCACAACCUGAACGUGUAUUUGCUCAACUCUUCUAAUAAAGACAGUAAGGGUAGCCAGCGAUUCCAUCCGCGCAGCGCCAGAUAGCGUAGCCUCUAUGGCGGAGGAGCCAGUUCCAGAUUUUGCCGUGAUGAAGGAGAAACAAGAACUACGAAAGCAGAGGGUUGAAAAUUAUGCUGAAGCGCAAGAACUAGUACUGCUUAGCUUCAAACGUACUAUCCCCAACAUUUUCAAGGAUAUCACAAGAUCAAAUACACCUGGGGUUACAACUUUAAUCUAGUAUAAAAUAACUAGUACUAGUACAACUCCGUCUAGUACUUGUUGACGUCAAGACUUGAUUGAUGAUCUUCUAUCUAAGGCUGACAAGGUUAUUGAGGUUGGAGAGUUAUCGGAGUAGAGUCUUCUAGUACGGCGUCAAUAAUAUGUUUUUUCUAGGUAGUGUACUCUAUGAUGAAUACGACUAGGUAGUGUGCUGGGUGGCUGCAUAUUAGUGUGCAUGAAAGAGUCGGCUCUUCAGCAGCCUUCCAUGUCUGCUAGGAAAUCUAGUAGGCCAAAAGCUAACCUAACCUCUAAGCCAAAGUGAAGAAGAAGAUGAGCAUGAAUAUUAGCAAAUUCUUGCGGUCUAGCAGUCAGUGGUCGGGCAAAGAGGAUGAGAGCGUUGAUGAGCCAAGUGCUCGGUCUGCAGGAGACUCACGAAUGACGGAGGCUCAUUUGGUUGAAAAUAAUGAUGUCAAGAUUAAGGCGUAAUCAUAAAUGAUACCUCUUAUCCUUUGUAGUUUUCAGGCCAAACUCUUUGACGUGAUCAACACUAAAACUAAUGGUUGUUCCUUUGUAGUUUUAAGGCUUGUAGUAGAAGCGAAAAACCAACUCGUCCCUGUGCCAGAAAUGAUAAUUUGUCCCUUGUUUGAUUUCAUAGUGUACCUACUAGGGCUUCUUCUGGUGGUAAUCUUCACUCCUGCAUUUUUUUGGUUUACGAGAUAAGCAAUAAGAGAUACGUUGAAGAAGUGGAUAAUGAUGGUGUGGCUUCUGAAGCAACGAUGGAUCCAUGUGCGUCUCUCUCUCUGGUUCAUAUCUUCCCCCUCCCACCUGGAAUAAUUGUUCAAGAAGUGAUGUUGAGAAUGAAUGAAUGAAUGAAUGAAUGAAGAACUUAAAAGCAGAACUUCAAAUUCAACAACAGGAGGUGAAUUUACGGUCUUGUGUCCUCGAGGACCUCUAAGAUCUCCUCUAAUAUUAUGGCUUCCCCUAAUGAUCCAUCUUCUGAAGCAUCUUAGACCUGUCGCCCCAUAAGGGGAAAAUAGGUCUAAGAUGAAUCCCGAGAUGGAUCAGCAGGGUCGUGAGCUCUAAUAAUAGAAGCAAUACCGCUAGCAGGGCUGGUGGGGCGACUCAACUGACGACCUAUCCUACUCUGGGACUCCUUGCGCAAGCGGACGCGGUCGUAAAAACUUCCGAAAACAAGCCGAGGACGAGUACUUUUAUGAGCGACUUACUGUACAUGAGGCUUCUGUGCAUGACAAGAAAAGCAUUAACAUCAACAAGCUUGAUUCGAUUAUUACCUGCGAAAGUUUUCUAUUUUACUCUCUUUUAGUUCUUUACAAGAAAUUUGAAUCGUUGUUCGUCCAGGAUUAUCGCGCCAGCUUCUUCUGAUUUCCUUGUCCCACACUGACUCGAUUGCUCAGAUGUUCGUAGUCCCUAUUGAUCCACGCAGUACUACUGUCGAUUCACUCUUUCUUGGCGGAGGUGGUAUUUUUUAUAUAAAAUAUGUGCUGCGUCGUCUUCUAAGCAUACAGCGCACAGAGUCUACGAUGGCUCGAACGGAGCGGAUGCGGAUGGCGAUUUUAUCGGACGCGACGAUGGCUCGAACAAUAACAACAGCGCCAAUGACGUGGACACUAGUGGGGGGAUGAACAAGCCAAGGGGAACAGAAGGAGGAAGCAGAAAAGAGCCGAGCAGGGUUUUAAGGCUUUUUUCCACAUAAUAAAGAGACUAUGUGGUCCGUCUUUGUUUGUUUGUAUUGUAUUGAUGCUCUCCGGGCAGCGCGUAUGAUCUCGCCGGAUUCCUUUGUUCUUCGUGUGUGUUGUGCUAUGGUCGCCGUUGCGACUAUGGUGCGUCUAGCCUUCCUGGUCGCGCGUUGCCUUUUCGUCGCUGUUUCUUGUUUGCAUAUUAGUAAAAGCUUGAGACUCAUUUGGAUGCGUAGCAUCAAUCAUGCUUCGAGAGCAAGAAGGUCAUCCUGAUGAGAAGCAUCCUGAAAUUUUCAUGAGACCGUUUCUAUCAUCUCUCAUUGUGUUUGAUUGCUACUAGUACACUACUAGUCUACACUACUGCCACACUACUAACCUACGGCUCUCUUACGUUUUUUAGAUAUAAGAAUUGCAGAUCGAUGUGAUAAUUUUUAGCAAACAAUUCUUCCUCUAAGGAUUGCAGGAGGGGAAAACCGAGAACGGUCAGAGGUAGACUUCCUCUACUAUCCAGAGCCGAGAGUUUUGAGUGGUGCUGCGAUAAACUCGAGGACAACGGCAUUGUCCAUGUUAAGGCUGCUCACAUAAUUGCUUGAUUGUUCCUACUCUCUGGUCUCCCUUGGCGUGCUUUAUUGUAAUUCCUAUCUUAUCUGCUCUAGUCCAGUAUGCUAUCCCAUUCCCGGUAUCCUAUGCUAUCGUAUUCUAUCCUAUCCUGACCUCUCGCAGUGUGCUAUCCUCUUCCCAGCAUGCUACCCCAUUCUGUUAGCUUGCGAUGUAUGAUACGGUGAACUUUUGUCAACAAGAAGAGAACAUGAUGGAUUACAUCACAGAUCAUGGAACGUCCAUGAUGAGCUUCAUUGAAGUUAUGGCGUACUCUUCCUCAUCUAAUAUUAACAAGUAAUAAGGCAUACAAAGGAACAACGAGGAGUGAGGAACCAACGCCGAAUGCCUCUUUCAGUGAAGCAGGUCGUAAAAAGCGCAUGUCACACACCGAGACGCUGAACACCACAGCUGGAGGUGCAGUGACGACUACCUCGUCUUCAAGCUCUAGUAGCAGAGAACAUUCGAAAUCACUAGUAGUUGAUGUUGCCAUGGAGGGAAGUAUAGAAGGAGAUUCAGGACCAGGUUCAGGAGAAGUCGAAGAGAGUAACGCAGCUAAGGUCGUGCCAAAAUUGAACUUGUCAUCAGUAGAAGUCGAAGAGAGUAACGCAGCUAAGGUCGUGCCAAAAUUGAACUUGUCAUCAGGUUCGACUAAAAAGACAGUAG
This is a messenger RNA of Amoebophrya sp. A25, 14634 nucleotides long. NCBI's taxonomy places the organism in Eukaryota, Dinophyceae, Syndiniales, Amoebophryaceae. The record is from the annotation of a GenBank genome assembly.